Molecule: messenger RNA, 582 nt
Organism: Glarea lozoyensis ATCC 20868
Lineage: Eukaryota; Fungi; Ascomycota; Leotiomycetes; Helotiales; Helotiaceae
Exons: 1
Coding region: 1-582 (193 amino acids)
Source: RefSeq, a predicted model, not a curated record
AUGAAAGCAAACAACGAGAGUGCGACCUACACUUUGGGUCUAGCGAUAUGCUUUAUCCUUGUUGCAUUCAUCUUCCACUCUCUAGGAAGCAACCGCCAAAUACUAUGGCUAGAACCGCUAUGCGCUGCCAUGGUUCCGACGGAAUCAAAAUAUAAAGACACCGAACGAGAGAAAAAAAGCAUCACGACAUCAGACUAUGACCGAGGCUUUAAAGAUGGACUAGCAACUUCCUUCAAACUAAAAGUCCACGAGGAGAUGAAAAUGGCUCGAACAGGAGCGAAGACCUUGGCGAGUGAAGACAAACGCGUACAGCUCAAAUUGGCGGAAAUGGACAAGCAGGAGGCUAUUCGACAGAGUGUUUUCGACGCCAACAUGAAGGAAAUCAAGAAUUGGAGAGAAGAACGAUUGCUAGCAAUCUGGGAACAGAAAAGAGCAAGGGAGAAAAGUAUCAUGACUUGGUUCCGCAAAGGUUCCGCGUCCAAAGUGAAUUCUGGGACAAAAGCUAUUGAGUGGAGAGACCCAAUCAUGGUGAAGGAACCGCUCAGCGCACACAAUCGAGAUGAAAAGAAGGACGGGUGGUAG